Molecule: messenger RNA, 3626 nt
Organism: Notolabrus celidotus (New Zealand spotty)
Lineage: Eukaryota; Metazoa; Chordata; Actinopteri; Labriformes; Labridae
Gene: porb
Product: P450 (cytochrome) oxidoreductase b
Exons: 17
Coding region: 16-2199 (727 amino acids)
Biological process (GO): response to hormone
Cellular component (GO): cytosol
Molecular function (GO): flavin adenine dinucleotide binding; FMN binding; NADPH-hemoprotein reductase activity
Source: RefSeq, a predicted model, not a curated record
UUGUGACAUUAGGUAAUGUGCCUGUGGACCGGUCCACGUCGAGACACGUCUCCUCCCCCGCGGAUAGGGUCGAGUUGGUUUGAUCCUACAUGGCGUAAAGUUUCCUUCCGCGUUCAGCACAGUGUCAGCCUGACACAAAGAGGGAAGACGAAGACUGUCAAAAUGACAGACAUGGAAGCUGAUACCGCCACCCACACCGAGGCCGCGGUGGACGAAGAGGAGCCUCUUUUCAGCAACCUGGACCUCUUCCUCUUCUCCCUGAUUGUCGGCCUGGUCAUUUACUGGUUCAUGUCCCGCAAGAAGCCAGAGCCCAUCCCUGAAUUCAAGAAGCUAGACACACCAGCACCCACCACAAGAGAGACCAGUUUCAUAGAGAAAAUGAAGAAAAUGGGCAAGAACAUCAUUGUGUUCUAUGGCUCCCAGACGGGCACAGGAGAGGAAUUUGCCAACAGACUUUCAAAGGACGCUCAGCGUUAUGGCAUGAAAGGCAUGGCUGCUGAUCCCGAGGAGUAUGACAUGGGGGAACUGGCCCGUUUGUCGGAAAUCCCCAACUCCCUCGCUAUCUUCUGCAUGGCCACCUACGGUGAAGGAGACCCAACAGAUAACGCCCAGGACUUCUACGACUGGCUGCAGGAAAACGACGAUGAAGACCUCUCCGGACUAAACUUCACUGUUUUUGCUUUGGGCAACAAGACAUAUGAACACUACAAUGCGAUGGGAAAAUAUGUUGACAAAAGGCUGGAGGAACUCGGGGCCAAGCGCAUCUAUGACCUCGGCAUGGGAGAUGAUGAUGGAAAUCUGGAAGAGGACUUUGUUUCAUGGAGGGAGCAGUUCUGGCCGGCCGUCUGUGAGCACUUUGGAGUGGAAGCUUUAGGAGAUGAAUCAAGCAUCCGGCAGUAUGAACUGAAGGAGCACACAGACCUCAACAUGAACAAAGUGUACUCAGGAGAGAUCGGCCGCCUGAAGAGUUUUGAGGUUCAAAAGCCACCAUAUGAUUCCAAAAACCCUUUCCUUGCUCAAGUCACAGUCAACCGCAAACUCAACAAAGCUGGUGAUAGACAUCUUAUGCAUGUGGAACUUGACAUAACCGGCUCCAAAAUCAGAUACGAGUCAGGAGACCACGUUGCUGUUUUUCCCACUAAUGACACUGGGUUGGUGAACAAGCUGGGACAAAUCCUUGGAGUGGACCUUGAUGUGGUUAUCUCUCUCAACAACCUUGAUGAGGAGUCCAACAAAAAGCAUCCUUUCCCCUGCCCCACCACCUACCGAACAGCCCUCACUCACUACCUGGACAUCACACAUCCUCCUCGCACUAACGUCCUCUAUGAGCUGGCACAGUACGCCUCCGACCCCAAAGAACAGGAGAAUAUGCGCAAGAUGGCCUCCUCCUCACCUGAGGGCAAGGCUCUCUACCAGAGUUGGGUGUUGGAUUCUUGUAGAAACAUCCUCGCCAUCCUGGAGGAUUUACCUUCUUUGAGGCCUCCUGUUGACCACAUGUGUGAGCUGCUCCCUCGCCUCCAGGCUCGCUACUAUUCCAUCGCUUCUUCCUCUAAGGUUCAUCCAAACAGCAUCCACAUCUGUGCCGUAGUGGUGGAGUACGAGACAAAGACCGGCCGCACCAACAAGGGCGUGGCCACCACCUGGCUGAAGAACAAAGUGGUCUCAGACAACGGACACAAGUCCACCGUUCCCAUGUACAUCCGCAAGUCCCAGUUCCGCUUGCCCUUCAAAGCCACCAACCCGGUGAUUAUGAUCGGCCCAGGGACAGGAAUCGCUCCCUUCAUGGGCUUCAUCCAAGAGAGGGGCUGGUUCAAACAGCAAGGAAAGGAGGUUGGAGAAACAUUGAUGUAUUUCGGCUGCAGACAUAAGAAUGAGGAUUACAUCUAUCAGGAGGAGCUGGAGGAAGCAGAGAAGAAUGAGACUCUAACACAGCUAAAGGUCGCUUUCUCCAGAGACCAGGAGCAGAAGGUGUACGUGCAGCACCUCUUAAAGAAAAGUAAGGAGGACAUCUGGAAGCUGGUUCAUACAGAAAAUGCUCAUAUCUACGUCUGCGGGGAUGCAAGGAACAUGGCGAAGGAUGUGCAGACGGCAUUCUAUGAGAUUGCAGAGGAGCUGGGAGGUAUGACACGCACCCAGGCCACAGAUUACGUCAAGAAACUGAUGACCAAGGGACGCUACUCACAAGAUGUCUGGAGUUAAAGAGCCACAGACUUAGCCUCAGUCACACUACUCGAGUGGUGCUUUUAAAUUUUCUAUUUUUUACUGUAUGUCUUGUUGUGUCAGGACUGAAUAUUAAAACAAAAACUUGUUCAUCACCCUGGUUCAUGAGAGCUUCAGGUAGCAGAAGAUGAUGAGGCAAACCCUACCUCAGCUGGUUGUGUUCAAUAAACCCAUUCAGUUAUUUCAUCCAUAUCACCUAUGAACACUACAUUAGGUAUCAGGACCUCCAGCCAGUGUCUGCUGGAGCCCUAACAACAGUUACCUUUUCUGGUUUCAUUCAAAGGCUCUGAUACAUGGAUGAAUUUGAGUUUUUGUGUGACUGCAACUCUGUGCACUUGUCGAUCAGAUGUAAGAUCCCGCUUGUCUUGAGAUUCCUCAAUCAAAAAUUAGGUGGCCUCAGCCUCUGGGUGUAAAUAAUAUGAUUCCAAUGUGAACAUAAAGAUUAUAAAUAAAAAUGUAUAAAUCUGUCUCAGUUUGAUUAACAGGUUGUAGAGCUAAAAGCAAAGCAGAUGUUAUCGUGUUGUAUAAUGAACUAUACGUAAGAAGCGCUGAGGUCAUCCUCAGCAUUAUGAACAUGGAAGGGUGCUGUCCAGAGUUCCUCUCAGAUCAAAUCAAGUACUGCUUUUGAAGUACUCAAAGGUUUUGGAAACAGAAUAAACAUUGAGGGAACUGUUUUUUGUAUGUGGCAUCAUACUCUCGGUACUAUCACAUGUACCUUAAUGUUUGGACAAGGGAUCUUACCUCCUAUGCAUAUGUUGCUGUUUUUUCCUUGAACAGGAACCUUUUGGGAGGGCUAAAAAGUGAUGCAAAGGGGAAGUAUAUUCUUAGAAACAUAAUCAUGAGCUCCUGUGUGUUCUGUUUCCCCAAAAUUCUGCCAUCAAACAUGAUGAGUCUGUAAACUGUGAUGUCUACACAAUGUUCAAACCUGAAUUGUUUGCCUUGAAACUAGAUCUGAAGUUUUCCUUUUUUAUGCAUCUGACAGCAGUUGAUGAUGAAAUGGGUUCGUCAUGUUGCAGUGACACUCGGGACACAUGACACCACCUCUGUUUGAUUGUUAUCCGUAUGUCUUUUUCUAAUUUUAUUUUGUCCAAUCAUAUGCAUCACUACCUGGAGAAGAUGACUAGCGCCUCAUAGCAGUACUUGAGAGUAAAAAUACAAAGUUUGAGGAGGUGAGGAGACCAGUGGAAGUGCAGUCUGUGCCUUUUAACACUGCCUUAUAUUUCAAGUUAGCAUUAAAAUCCUGAUGUGCACUGCCUUUUAACAGUGUUCCUUUUCCCAUGCUUACAUCUUACUGGAAAGUCACUUUACAUAGUACUGUCAUUUUUUACUCAUUCCACUUUAUUAUGUAAUUAUUCAAUUUUAUCAAGGCAUGCAUUUUUUAAUGAAUAAAUUUGAAAUAACAUGUA